AACAUUCAUCUUAUUUGGAAUGCGGGGUUUGAGUUUGUUCGAUUCGCUUGAUGUCCACCAGCAAAUGCAGUUUAAUCUCAUCCCAAACAUGCGUGUCAUCGUUGUGGUGCUGUAGGAGGGGCUUUGCCAGAUAAGGAUGGCAUUAGGUUGGGUUGCCCGUGUCCUGUGGAUUAUUGUAAUCCAGAUUUUGUAUGGGUGCUGGUUUGCUUGCUCCUUUCACGCUCAGUGCUGUCCUGUGUGAAGGCUGCUGCAAGAUGGCUCACAACGUGCGUACUUUCCCGCCUGCCCUGCUUUUUAUGGCCGCUAACGUGAUCCUCGGCAGCCACGCUCAAGAGGCGGGUGUGUCUGAGGCGUGGACCAGCAGUUCGUGCAAAUGCGACUGUGAUGAAGGCGUGUCGCCAACUCAGAUCUCCUCCAUCGGUUCCUCUGCAGUCAGAGGAGUGGACUGCAUGCCAGAGUGUCCGUACCAUAAGCCUCUGGGCUUCGAGGCUGGAUCGGUGAGUCCAGACCAGAUUACCUGCUCCAAUGAGGACCAGUAUAGCGGAUGGUUCUCCUCUUGGCUCCCAAACAAGGCUCGGCUCAACAGUCAAGGUUUUGGGUGUGCGUGGCUCUCCAAGUUCCAAGACAACAGCCAGUGGCUGCAGAUUGACCUGAGAGAGGUCAUGGUGGUCUCUGGGAUCCUGACUCAGGGCCGCUGUGACACAGACGAGUGGGUGACCAAGUACAGCGUGCAGUACCGCACUGACGAAAAACUCAACUGGAUCUUUUACAAGGACCAGACUGGGAAUAACAGGGUGUUUUACGGGAACUCGGACCGUUCGUCGUCCGUGCAGAACCUCCUGCGGCCGCCCAUCGUGGCGCGCUACAUUCGCAUCCUGCCCCUGGGGUGGCACACGCGCAUCGCUCUGCGUCUGGAGCUGCUGCUCUGCAUGAACAAAUGUGCCUGAGCCUCGACCCCUGCUCUCCUCGAGGCCUUCCCCUGUAACCUCCUCCGUCCAAGCGCUCUCAGUGUGUGUGAGUGUAUGUUUGUGAGCUGUGAUUAUUUGAACCCUUCCAUUUUUGUGGUAUGCGGGUCAUUCCAGAAUUGGAGGACAAUUAAGCCACCAACAUUUUGGAAAAGGGACCAUUUCUUUAAAAAAAAAAAAAUAUAUAUAUAUAUCCAUCCAUCAAUUAUCUGAGCUGCUUAGUCUCACAAGGGUCGCGGGCGUGCUCCGGGCAGGAGGCGGGGUACACCCUGGACUGGUCGCCAGCCAAUCGCAGGGCACACAUAAACAAACAACCAUUCGCGAGCACAUUCACACCUACGGGCAAUUUAGAGUCCUCGAUUAACCUAGCAUGCAUGUUUUUGGGAUGUGGGAGGAAACCGGAAUGCAAACUCCACACAGGCGGUGCCGGAUUUGAACCCGGGUCCUCAGAACUGUGAGGCAGAUGCUCUAACCAGUCGUCCACCGCGCCACCAUAUAUAUAUA
Molecule: messenger RNA, 1469 nt
Organism: Phyllopteryx taeniolatus (common seadragon)
Lineage: Eukaryota; Metazoa; Chordata; Actinopteri; Syngnathiformes; Syngnathidae
Gene: rs1a
Product: retinoschisin 1a
Exons: 6
Coding region: 192-947 (251 amino acids)
Source: RefSeq, a predicted model, not a curated record